AUGGGUGACUACUCGAAAGCACUUGAAUUUUACGAAAAAGCACAUCAAAUUUACGAAAAAGCUCUGCCUCCAAAUCAUCCUUCAUUGGCGACUUCCUACAACAACAUCGGUGGAGUAUAUCACGACAUGGGUGACUAUUCGAAAGCACUAGAAUUUUACGAAAAAGCACAUAAAACCUACGAAAAAGCUCUACCUCCGAAUCAUCCCUCACUGGCUACUUCCUACAACAACAUCGGUCUAGUGUAUAACAACAUGGGUGACUACUCGAAAGCACUUGAAUUUUACGAAAAAGCAUAUAAGAUUAAGGAAAAAUCUCUGCCUCCAAAUCAUCCGGAAUUGGCUACUUCCUAUAACAACAUUGGUUUGGUGUACAACAACAUGGGUGACUACUCGAAAGCUCUUGAAUUUUACGAAAAAGCACAUAAGAUUAAAGAAAAAUCUCUGCCUCCAAAUCAUCCGGAAUUGGCUACUUCCUAUAACAACAUUGGUUUGGUGUACAACAACAUGGGUGACUACUCGAAAGCACUUGAAUUUUACGAAAAAGCACAUAAGAUUAAAGAAAAAGCUCUACCUCCAAAUCAUCCGGAAUUAGCUACCUCGUACGGCAACAUUGGUGAAGUGUAUAACAACAUAGGCGACUACUCGAAAGGGCUUGAGUUUUACCAAAAAGAUCUGAAAAUUACGGAAAAAGCUUUGCCUCCGAAUCAUCCUUCAUUGGCUACUUCCUAUAACAACAUUGGUUUGGUGUA
This is a messenger RNA of Rotaria sordida, 749 nucleotides long. NCBI's taxonomy places the organism in Eukaryota, Metazoa, Rotifera, Eurotatoria, Philodinida, Philodinidae. The record is from the annotation of a GenBank genome assembly.